Molecule: messenger RNA, 1922 nt
Organism: Jaculus jaculus (lesser Egyptian jerboa)
Lineage: Eukaryota; Metazoa; Chordata; Mammalia; Rodentia; Dipodidae
Gene: Fkbp14
Product: FKBP prolyl isomerase 14
Exons: 4
Coding region: 427-1062 (211 amino acids)
Molecular function (GO): calcium ion binding; peptidyl-prolyl cis-trans isomerase activity
Source: RefSeq, a predicted model, not a curated record
CGAGAUGAAUCCGCCGAAGGAGCUUCCGGUUACCUCCACGCCUUACAGCUCUCCCAAAGUUGGGGCUAGUGGCGUCCCUCCAUCCUCCCAGCGCUAGGACCCCUGGGGCUAAGCUCCGGCUGGAGAUGCCCCGCUCCACUACGUGGUGUUUUACCGUGCUGCAGUAUCAUUGGCUGGAGGGGCUCCUGAGACAGUAUUGCCAGCCAAUAGGACGCCACCUUUCUCAAGCGACUGCGUUAUCAGAACCAAUCAGGCGCAGGAUUGCAUUUAACUCUUUAAAGGUGAGUUCGCAGUGCGUGGGAAAGUUGUAAGUAGUAAAAGUGCCACGUCUUGUAAGGAGGAGCCCUGGACUUGCGAGAGGCCGUUGCCCCCGAGCCUUCAGCUUUAACUCUGUGAAGUCGGGGCGCUUUUUCCAGCUCCAGUAGCAUGAGGCUUUUCUUGUGGAACGCAGUCGUGACCCUGUUGGUCACCUCUUUGAGUGGGGCUCUGAUCCCCGAGCCCGAAGUAAAAAUCGAAGUUCUCCAGAAGCCGUUCAUCUGCCAUCGCAAGACCAAAGGAGGGGAUCUGAUGUUGGUUCACUACGAGGGCUACUUAGAAAAGGACGGCUCCCUGUUUCACUCCACCCACAAACAUAACAAUGGUCAGCCUAUUUGGUUUACUCUGGGCAUCCUGGAGGCUCUGAAAGGCUGGGACCAGGGCUUGAAGGGCAUGUGUGUGGGAGAGAAGAGAAAGCUCAUCAUUCCUCCUGCCCUGGGAUAUGGCAAAGAAGGAAAAGGUAAAAUUCCCCCAGAGAGUACACUGAUAUUCAACAUUGACCUCCUGGAGAUUCGAAAUGGACCAAGAUCCCAUGAGUCAUUCCAGGAGAUGGAUCUCAAUGAUGACUGGAAGCUCUCAAAACACGAGGUUAAAGUAUAUUUAAAGAAGGAGUUUGAAAAGCAUGGUGCAGUGGUGAAUGAAAGCCAUCAUGAUGUUUUGGUGGAGGAUAUUUUUGAUAAAGAAGAUGAAGACAAAGACGGAUUUAUAUCUGCCAGAGAAUUUACAUAUCAGCAUGAUGAGUUGUAGAGCUCCACCUGCCCAUUUUAGAUAGCACCAAUCUGUAAAGAGAAAAUGACCAGCUUUUAAAAACAGUUUUACUUUUUGACAAUAUUCUGUUCUUUCUUUAUUUUUAUUUUUAUAUUUUUUAUUAUUUAAAGAACUCCUUAGGGUUUCUAAAUACCCAUUUCUUUCUUAUAAGUUAUUGGGAUGCAACAAUUAAUUUUUUAAUAGAAGUCUUUGGCAUCAUUUCCCACAUUCAUACAGGAAGCCUUUUUAUGCUUGCUUAUAAUUUUAAAAUAUUGCAACUGAGAAUAUGCCACAACAUGAGGCCAAAUGUAGUACCAAUUAACGUCCUGUGUUCUGCUUUUCUGAUACUCUCUGUUUUCUGAGCUACAUAUUGACAUACUUAAGAAGGCUUUUCAGUAGCCCAAGGUUUGCUAUUUUUUAUGUAAUAAUGCAUUCCUCAAUUGCUACUUGCUUUACUAAGGAGCUGUACAUAGACGGACUAAUGACAAAAUUAGUAACUUAUCCAUACAUGCACAUUGAAACAUGCUCCCCAGGAAUUAAGCUAUAAAAUGUUUGGUUUCUGUUAAGAUGUUGUACAAAUCAUUUAUGUGUUUGUUUCAUUGUAACUAAGUGUAUCAAAAUAUUGUAGGUGUGGGAAAGAGUUGUAGUUUUAUUUAUUUAAUGUUUACUUUUUAAGGUGAUCAGGUUAUACUCCUGGUUCUUUAAUGAACAAAGUUACAACUAGUCUUUAUACUACAAUAACAUUACAUGGUAAGAGAAGUUAUCAAGUUUACCAGACUUUGCCCAUUUCUGCUUCAUCAAAAAAAGAGGCAGACCUGAAGCAUCCAUGAUGGAAUAAAUACCUAUCCUGGGUUGGAAAA